AUGACGGUUCAGGAGCAUAGCAAGCUGCUGCUGGAUAGCACCCAUUUCAGCGACAUUCGCAGCGCCGUAAGAUCGCGUUCCGUCGCAUGGGACGCAUUGGCCAGGUCCGCCGAGAUCAGCGGCCCCGAUGCAGCGGUGGCCAAGAAACUUGAGAGCGCGCUCAUCAAGCACACUGGCGUGCAGAUUUCGGCCAGCGAGUGCGUGCCCUCCGCCAUCCACCUCCUGGAGACCGCGCACAACGUGGACGUGCAGAAGGCGGUGCACAACCUUGUCGCGGAACUGCUCUCUUCCGAGGAAUACGCAGACACCACCAUUGAGUACUUCAGCAAGAACCCCAAGGCCGUCGUGGAUCUCUUCAACGCCUCGCUCACCGGCGACGACCAGACCGUGCUACUUUCGGGGUUCAACAUCGUCUCGUUGCUGAUCCAGCCCGAGCUCAGAAACACGGAUCUUGUCUCCAAGCUGCUGCAGCACCCCCGCUUUAAUGCUGUCUUGCAGAACUUGGACCACAUGGACACCAGCUACGUUUGCAUCCGUCUGCUACAGGAAAUGUGCUCUGUCAAAGAGUACAGACGUGUCGUGUGGACUGCCCAGGCCUCUUUUGUACCUACGCUUUUCAGCGUUGUGAACAGGGCUCUUGACUCCAACGCUGCCAACAGAGCGGUGCCCACCAACAGCAACAACUUGGGCAUUCAAAUUCAGUACUAUUCUCUAUUGACAUUAUGGCUACUAACUUUCGACCACGAAAUUGCCUCGGAAUUGGCCUCCAAGUAUCUCAGUGACUUUCUCAACUUGCUGAAGCUGGUCAAGGUUACGAUCAAGGAAAAGCUCUCAAGGUUGUGUAUUGCCACCAUUUUGAAUUGCGUUUCCCCCCACGUCAAGGGUCACAAGGCCCUCAUCCGCCAGCUGCUUCUCUUGGGUAACGCUUUGCCCAUUUUGCAGUCUUUGAGCGAGAGAAAAUACUCCGACGAUGAACUUCGUCAAGACUUGGCUACUUUGAAGGAGCUCCUGGAACAAACCUACCAAGAAUUGACCUCCUUCGACGAGUACGAAGCGGAGUUGGACUCCAAACUUCUAGUAUGGUCCCCUCCACAUGUCGACAAUGGCUUCUGGGCUGAAAACGUUGACAAGUUCAAGGAACAAGACUGGAAGCUUUUCAAGAAGCUUGUUGCAAUCCUGGCUUCUCCAAACAACGAAGCUUCUGCAAAAACCACUAUACAGGUGGCUUUGAGCGACAUCACCCACGUAGUCGAGUUAUUGCCCGAGAGCGUGGAUGUGCUGGCCAAGUUGAACGGUAAAGUGUUGAUCAUGGAACUGCUAAACCACCCAGACUCAAAAGUCAAAUACGAAGCCCUAAAGGCUACCCAAGCAUUUGUUGCUCAUACUUUCAGCAGGUAA
This is a messenger RNA of Lachancea thermotolerans CBS 6340, 1398 nucleotides long. It is a transcript of the gene VMA13, whose product is annotated as H(+)-transporting V1 sector ATPase subunit H. The transcript has a single exon. Gene Ontology annotation, cellular component: fungal-type vacuole membrane; vacuolar proton-transporting V-type ATPase, V1 domain. The record is from RefSeq and is a predicted model, not a curated record. Gene Ontology annotation, molecular function: proton-transporting ATPase activity, rotational mechanism. Gene Ontology annotation, biological process: proton transmembrane transport. Bases 1 to 1398 code for a protein of 465 amino acids. NCBI's taxonomy places the organism in Eukaryota, Fungi, Ascomycota, Saccharomycetes, Saccharomycetales, Saccharomycetaceae.